AUGUAAUAAUAUUAUCAUUAGGGAGAAUUAGGGGAAGGGUAAUACGGAGUUGUAUUUAAGGUCUAAGGCAUGCAAGACAAUAAGAAUUAUGCUUGCAAGAAAAUUUCAAAGUAGUAUGUCAUCAGUAGAGGUUGCAAAGAAGAUCUCGAUCAUGAAAUAAAUAACUUGAAGAGGGCUGACCAUCCCAAUAUUAUAAAACUCACAGAUUAUACCCAAACUGAAAGUAACUAUUAUAUAUUCACAGAGUAUUGCAAUGGAGGGAAUCUAUACUAGCUGGUUCAUAGCUAAGGUUAUCUCAGUGAAGCAUUGGCAAGAUUUAUUAUUUUAAAGGUGAUUGAUGGUAUUAAAUAUCUCCAUUCUUAGAAUGUGAUCCAUCGAGAUAUAAAAUCAGACAACAUCCUUCUACAUUUUCCUUAACUAAAUGAGCAUGAAUUGCUUCAAUAGGGAAAAUCAGAGGAAUAUAUUCAGGAACUAAUAACUUUUUACUUAAGAUCAUUCUAAUUUUAAGUAAAGAUCGCUGAUCUUGGAUUUUCAAAGGAAUUAAAUGAUGCCUCAGAAGAGAUGCAAUCAAUUGCUGGAACUCCGAUAAAUAUGGCUCCAGAAAUCAUGAACAGGCGCUCCUACACUAUGAAGGCUGACAUAUGGAGCAUUGGGGUAUUACUGUAUAAUUUAAUGACAGGUUCAUUCCCAUUUUUGUCUCGUGAACCUGAAGAUCUCAUUCAAAAAGUUGAAACAGGCAUUUUUAGAAUUAGAAGGGAUACCAACAUAACUCCAAUAUGUUUAGAUUUAAUAAACCGCUGUUUGAGAUAUGACCCAGAAAAACGUAUCAAUUGGGAGGAUGUAGAGAAACACCCCUAUUACUGCGAUCCAUAUUACUAUAAAUAAUUACAGCAAUUGUCAAUCUCUCAAGAAAUAGACGAAAGUCUUUGUAAUAUUAGAUCAAACCGUCAAUUACAAUAGUAAAAUCAAGACCAUCACGAGGAAUUUAAGUAAGGGGAAUAUAAGAACGAUUACCAUAGUGAGAUUUGCAUGAACUGCAAGGAUUCUUUCGUUAUGUGGAUACAUUAAUCAGGAUAUUUAAACGGAGAUUAGAGGGCUUAAUAACAGGAGAUUAAACUCAGAAGACAGGGUUAUAUCUUCGAAAGUUCGAAAUAUAAUCAGGAUUUAAUAGACUCAGAGGCCAAAAUACUCAAUUUAAGACAAAUUGAUGAAGAAAUUGUACAUUAAAUUUUAAGGGAGUCCAAUAACUUAGAAUGCGAUCUAGAAGAUAUAUAAGAAGGAAAAAUAAAUUAGAGCAAAUUUAAAGAUCCACUGAGUAAUUAUCGAAUAAUGAAAGAAAAGGGGAAAGUGAAGAAAGAGAAUGAAGUGCAUAGGUAGUAUCAACAAGAACAUGAUCCUGAUGUUUUGAUGAUGAAACUUAAAUCAUCAUCUUAGAGCAGAAUGCGUUAAGAAUCUUAGGCCAAUUCAUUGUACGCUAGAACCAAAAAUUCAACAAAUGUAGUACCUGUUUCUUCUGCAACUGGCACUAUAAUGAUUUAGGGUACUUUCUUCAACUCUAGGCCUGCUUUUCCUCUAAAUAAUAUCAAAGAUACUUAGGAAAUAAAAAAUUUCACAGAUAGUACAGCUUAAUAACAUAAUUAAUAAUGGAAGGCAUCCUCCAUUGCUCUUAGACCAGAACUUCUGAAUUAGAGCUAAUUAAUUGACGAUAACAUGAUCAAGGAGCAAAGCAUCAUUAAGAAGGAAGAACUUAAGGAAACUGAAUACAAAAUUUCGCAUGCGUUAAUAAGAUAGGAAGUAAAUAUCACCACGUAAUUAAUGAAAAAGGAAUCAGGAUUGAAAUUGCAAAUCCAGAAAUAUAAAUAUGAUAAUCUUGACGCAAUUCAUGAGGAUAGAGAUGAGGAAGGCAAAGAGUCAAAUCGCAAAGAAGAUAAGAGAUUGCAAAGUCCGUUUUUUAUAAAGUAUUAAGGAAGAUAGUGA
This is a messenger RNA of Stylonychia lemnae, 1977 nucleotides long. The record is from the annotation of a GenBank genome assembly. NCBI's taxonomy places the organism in Eukaryota, Ciliophora, Spirotrichea, Sporadotrichida, Oxytrichidae.